UGAGUUGAAUGGAACACAGUCAGAAACACACCAGCGCACCGAAGCGACCCGAGCCGAAAACAACUUCUCUGAGACACACUAUGUCCGCUUCUGUUAACCACGCGCUUUUAAUGCCAUAACUGAGAUCAAUGUGUGAAUUGUAAGAAGGCGAAUGGAAGUAUUUUGGGAUUACAACGUCCUCUCCUGAACUGCGGUACCUAAAACUCAGACUACAAAGGGGCGUCAGGUCGGACACCGCUAACAUGGAAACGUUCUUUGUGGAGGGGGCCCACGUCUGGCUGAGGCAUAAAGAGCAGCUCCUCCCAUCCACAGUCAGCUCCUGCGAUGAUGUCUCCCUGGUCCUCACCACCGACUAUGGAAAGGUGAUCUACCUGCAGAGGGCGGAGCUUACCAGAGAGAUGGUAUUCCAGAUGCACCCGAGCAGCAUCAAUGGAGUGGAGGACAUGUCCACGCUGGCCGAGCUGCAUGAGGCCGCAAUCAUGCACAACCUGUUUCUGCGCUACAACAAAGACAGCAUUUACACCAACAUUGGCUCCAUCCUGGCGGCGGUGAAUCCCUACAAACAGAUCCCCGGCCUCUACGACAGCCCAGCAGUCGACCUUUACAGCAAACACCAGAUGGGGGAGCUUCCUCCUCAUAUCUUCGCUGUGGCCAACGAAUGCUACCGCUGUCUGUGGAAGAGACAUGACAGCCAGUGUGUCCUCAUUAGUGGCGAGAGCGGUGCUGGGAAGACAGAAAGCACCAAGCUGUUGUUGAAGUUUCUCUCAGUCAUGAGCCAAAACUCGACAGGGACUCCUCUGUCGGAGAGGACGACCAGAGUGGAGCAAGCGCUCAUACAGAGCAGUCCCAUCAUGGAGGUGUUUGGGAACGCCAAAACGGUCUACAACAAUAACUCCAGUCGCUUUGGGAAGUUCAUCCAAUUGCACUUUUCUCAGAAUGGAAACAUCCAGGGCGGCUGCAUUACUGACUAUUUGCUUGAGAAGAACCGAGUCGUGCGGCAGAAUCCAGGUGAAAGAAACUACCACAUCUUCUAUGCACUCUUAGCUGGAGCUGACAAAGACCACAGAGAGGAGUAUUUGCUUAAUGAGGAUGCCGAGUCGUACCACUACCUGAGUCAGUCGGGCUGUGUGCGGGACAGCAGCCUGGAUGAUAAGCAGCUUUUCGACAGUGUUAUGGCUGCGCUGAAAGUGAUGGAGUUCACCGAAGAGGAGAUAAGAGAUGUUUUUAAGUUGCUCUCUGCCGUCCUCCAGAUGGGAAACAUUGAAUUUAUGACAGCUGGCGGGGCUCAAAUCACUUCCAAUGGAGUGGUCAGCAAUGUCAGUGAGCUGCUGGGCCUGGACUCGUUCCAGUUGUCAGAGGUGCUGACCCAGCGUUCGAUGAUCCUCAGGGGAGAGGAGAUCUGCUCGCCGCUCACCGUGGAGCAGGCUGUGGACUCGCGGGACUCGGUUGCCAUGGCACUUUACUCUCAGUGUUUCUCCUGGAUUAUUAUGAGGAUCAACCACAAGAUCAGAGGCAAGGACAACUUCAAGUCCAUUGGCAUCCUUGACAUUUUCGGUUUUGAGAACUUCGAGGUGAACCGGUUUGAACAGUUUAAUAUCAACUACGCCAACGAGAAACUCCAGGAGUAUUUCAACAAGCACAUCUUCUCACUGGAGCAGUUGGAGUAUAACAGGGAGGGGAUCCAGUGGGAGGCCAUAGACUGGAUGGACAAUGCUGAGUGUCUGGAUCUUAUCGAGAAGAAACUGGGCAUGUUGGCUCUUAUCAAUGAGGAGAGUCGCUUCCCCAAAGGCACAGACUACACCCUUCUGGAGAAACUGCACAGUCGUCAUGCAACAAACCAGUACUAUGUAAAGCCACGAGUGGCUGACCACCAGUUUGGCAUCAAGCACUACGCUGGAGAGGUGCUGUAUGACGUGCGUGGGAUCCUGGAGAAAAACAGGGACACCUUCCGAGACGACAUCUUGUUCAUCCUCAAAGACAGCAGGCUCGACUUCAUCUACGACCUGUUUGAGCGGGUCGGUAGCAGAAACGGAGACGAGACCCUCAAGAUGGGCACCGCACGACGCAAGCCCACCGUCAGCUCUCAAUUCAGGGAUUCUCUUCACUCCCUCAUGGCCACACUAAGUGCCUCCAACCCUUUCUUUGUCCGCUGCAUCAAACCAAACAUGGACAAGAAACCCAACCAGUUUGAUUCUGAGGUGGUCCUGAACCAGUUGAGGUAUUCUGGCAUGCUGGAAACCGUAAAGAUUCGUAAGGCUGGAUUUCCUGUUCGCCGGACGUUCAAGGAUUUCUAUAGCAGAUACAAGAUGAUUCUGAAGAACCAGAAGCAGACCGACGAUGACAAGCAGAGCUGCUCUGACCUUCUUCUGAUUCACAAUAAAAAAGAGUGGCAACUGGGAAAGACGAAGGUGUUUUUGAAGGAAGCCCUGGAGCAAAGGCUGGAGAAGGAGAGGGAAGAGGUGCGGCACAGGGCUGGCAUGGUGAUCCGCGCCCACAUCCUCAGCUAUGUGGCAAGGAAGCAGUACAAGAGGGUUUUGUCCAGCGUCAUCACCAUCCAGAAGAACUAUCGAGCUCACUUUUGGAGACGAGUCUUCCUACGGAUGCGCUCUGCCUCUAUCAUCCUGCAGAAGCACCUCAGAGGCAGACGGGCUCGAUUCCUCUACCGACAGCUCAAGGAAGAGAAGCAGAGGCGAGAGGAGGAGGAGAGGAAGCGAGUAGAAGAGGAGAAGAGGAGGAUGGAAGAGGAGAGGAGGAAACUGGAGGAGGAGAAAAGGAGGCUGGAGGAGGAGGAGGAGCAACAGAGGCGGAUGAAGGAGGAGGAGGAGGAGAGGUUGAGGAGGCAGGAGGAGAUCAGAGCCCUGAAGGAGGAAGAGCAGAAAAUGGCAGCCAAACUUGAAAAAAGGAACUCACUUGUGAACGGAGCUUGUCACAAGAAGGCGCUGGCUCCUUCCAUGUCCAACAAUCACACCUCAGAGGAAGAGAGCCGGCAGAUGGAGGAGAUCCUGCGUCUGGAGCGGGAAAUCGAGCGUCUCCAGAAGCAGCAGGAAGAUGGCGUGUCCCUCCUGGGAGACGUGUCCCGAGAGGAGCUGCGUCUGAGGAGGGAAGCAGAGAUCUAUAGACUUGAGAAGGAAGCUUCCCGAGUGGCUACAGAGUUCCUGGAGCUCUUAGACUUCGGUGGUUUGGAACCAUCCCUGUCGAGUGAGGAGAACCUGCACGACCCGACUGAGUCUACUGCCCCUCUGGCGGAGGAGGAAGUGGACGAGGGUUUUCACGCUGAUGACGAAUGCAUUCCUCUGCCAGACUUCCCCCCACCAGCCACGGUUCCUCUGGACAAGGAGGUCUUCCAAAGUAUCCCACCUCCUCCUCCUGCUUUUGCAGAGGGGCUGUUGGUUAGUCCAGUGUCUGCCUCUUCUCCUUCCAUGGUGAAACACUUUCCGCCGAUCCCUAAUGGAGUAAACCACACCCAACCAAUCGCUGACCAGACUCCCUCUUUGCUAACUAAUGGAGAGAAAACGCUUGGCCAGCGAGUCAGCGGCGGCUCCGACAUCGAAGCUCCUCGUGAGGAGCUGUGCUUCUCCAUCCUGCCAGAUACAGAGUCGGAUUAUGACCAGGAAGAGUUUGAGGAGGCUCAUGGGAACUCCGGAGCCAGCACCAAUGAAGACCACAUUACCAAGGUUGUACGAAAAUCCUCCUGCACGCACAACAGCCUGGACUCCUUUAAAGGAAGCGUGGAUUCGUUCAUCGACAGUGACGAGGACAACGAUGGAUAUGUGGACACGGACGAGGAGGUGUCCAACGGCAGAGUCAAUUUGCUGCAUAGCAACGGGCCUCCAUACUUCCAUGGCUACCUCUACAUGAAGAGUGGACUCAUGAUCCCUUGGCGCCGUCGCUGGUGUGUCCUCAAAGAUGAGACCUUCAUGUGGUUUCGGGCGAAACAGGACUCACUUAAAUCUGGCUGGCUCUACAAGAAGGGCGGAGGGAUGUCCACGCUGUCUCGUCGCAACUGGAAGAUGCGCUGGUUCGUCCUGAGAGAGUCCAAGCUCAUGUACUAUGAGAACGACAGCGAGGAGAAACUGAAAGGAACCAUUGAUAUUUGUGCUGCCAAGGACAUUGUGGACAAUCAUGAGAAGGAAAACGCUCUGAACAUCAUGACUGAGGAGAGAACCUACCAGAUCUAUGCAGAAUCCCCUGAAGAUGCCAGUGGUUGGUUCAAUGUGUUGAGUCGGGUCCACAGUGCCAAUCACCAGCAGCUCAUGGAGAUGCACCACGAGCAGGCCAACCCAAAGAACGCAGUGGGUACGCUGGAUGUUGGCUUGAUCGAUUCUGUGUGUGCGUCAGACAACCCAGACAGACCCAACUCGUUCGUCAUCAUCACGGCCAACCGGGUGAUCCACUGCAACACGGACACACCGGAGGAGAUGCACCACUGGAUCGGACUGCUGCAGAAGUCUAAGGGGGACACUCGGGUGGAUGGUCAGGAAUUUCUGGUCAGAGGCUGGCUGCACAAAGAGAUGAAGUCUGGGGUCAAAACGUCUCUCAAGUUGAAGAAGCGCUGGUUUGUCCUCACCACAAACUCUCUGGACUACUAUAAAUCUUCCGAGCGAAGUGCUUCCAAACUGGGAACGCUGGUCCUUAACAGCCUGUGCUCAGUGGUGCAGCCAGACGAGAAGGUCUUCAAAGAAACUGGCUACUGGAACAUCAGCGUCCACGGGCGUAAACACUCUUACCGCCUCUACACCAAGAUGCUGAACGAAGCCAUGCGCUGGGCAAACGCCAUCCAGGGGGCGAUAGACAGCAAAGUUCCCAUUGAAACACCAACACAGCAGCUCAUCAGGGACAUCAAGGAGAGCAGCUUGAAUGUUGAGGCUGUGGAGCAGACUUACUGGAGGAACCCCAUCCUCAGAUACACCCAGCAUCCUCUGCACUCCCCACUACUACCUCUGCCUUAUGGAGAUGUCAGCUACCAUUUGCAAAAAGAGAAAGGCUACACCAGCCUGCAGGACGAAGCUGUGAAGAUUUUCAACUCGCUGCAGGAGAUGGAGGCGGUGUCUGACCCGGUACCCAUCAUCCAGGGAAUCCUGCAGACCUGCCAAGACUUGAGGCCCCUGAGAGACGAGGUCUACUGUCAGCUGAUCAAGCAGACCAAUCAUGUCCCUCACCCCAACAGUCUGUCCAACCGAGCCCACUGGCACCUUCUCACGUGCAUGAGCUGCACCUUCCUCCCCAGCCGUGGGAUCCUGCGCUACCUCAAGUUCCAUCUGAAACGGAUCAAGGAGCUCUUCCCCGACACAGAGAUCGAGCAGUUUGCUCAUUUCAUCAAUGAGUCUCUGAAGAAGACGAAAACCAGGGAGUUUGUUCCCUCACAAGAGGAAAUCAUGGCUCUGCUGACCCGACAGGAGAUGACCACGACUGUCUAUUGUCAUGGUGGCGGCUCCUGCAAGAUCUCUAUCAACUCCCACACGACCGCCGGAGAGGUGGUGGAGAAGUUGAUAAGAGGUCUGGCGAUGGAGGACAGCAGGAACAUGUUUGCCCUGUUUGAGCACAACAAUAACAUUGACAAAGCGGUGGAGAGCAGAGUCCUGGUGGCUGAUGUCCUGGCCAAGUUUGAAAGACUGGCCGGCAGCGACGAAGCAGAAGACGAUGGCGAGUGGAAACUCUACUUCAAGCUCUACUGCUUCCUGGAUGUGGAGAGCAUGCCCAAGGAGGGAGUGGAGUUUGCCUUUAUGUUCGAGCAGGCUCAUGAGAGUUUAACCCAGGGCCACUUCCCAGCACGAGAGGAAACCCUUCAGCAUCUGGCUGCCCUGCGUCUUCAGUUCUUAUUCGGGGACAAAACUCGAGCCCCCUGGAGUCUGGAGAGCAUCUACCCGGUGGGCCGCCUGCGCAGUCGCAUCAUCCAGUUCACCAAGGUGGGCUCGGGCACCGGGUCAAGCCAAACGCUGGAGCGCAGGAGGACUAGCUUCCUGGACGGGACUUUACGUCGAGGCUUGAAAACAGGGUCCAUGAAGAAGCAGCGCAUGGAGGAGGAGCAGAUGUUGGAGAUGUGGAUCAAGGAGGAGAUGUCGGCCACCAGGGCCAGCAUCCUGGAGAAGUGGUCGCGCCUUGGAGGGCUGGUGCAGCACCAGGCCAUGCUCAAGUACAUGACCGUCAUCAAGGAGUGGCCGGGAUAUGGCUCCACGCUGUUUGACGUGGAGUGUAAAGAAGGCGGUUUCCCUCACGACCUCUGGUUGAGCGUGAGCGCUGAGAAUGUGUCCGUUUACAAACGAGGGGACCCCAAACCUCUGGAGACCUUUCCAUAUGAACACAUCGUCUUCUUUGGCGCCCCUCAACCCUGCACUUAUAAGAUCACGGUGGACGAGAGAGAGAUGUUCUUUGAGACCCCGCAGGUGGGUGAGAUCACGAAGAUCAUGAAAGCCUACAUCAACAUGAUCGUGAAGAAACGCUGCAGCGUCAAGUCCGUGUCCAGUUUUGGAAGCAACUGGAUCAGGUGAUGAACGGAAGACGGACACUCGUCUCAGCAGCAAAUAUAGAAACUCAGACGUGAGAUCUUUCACUGUCUGGUGACACCUAUGGAGGUGUACGUCCUCGUAGAUUUGCGCCUAGGUUAUAAAUAGGACUCUAAAAUGGGUGAUCCAAAAGCUUAUCAAUGAAUGUUCUUUGACUCUCAGGUUAAAAUAGAACCUCAUUUUGCCUUAUAGGUUUUUAUUUUAGCCAUUUUUAAGUCGACGUGGCCUUUUAUGAAUGUUAACUGAACCCAAAAUUUGUGUAGAUGACACUUUUAGCACCUGGACAGCGCAAGAAUGAGAGCUCGCCUGAAACCACUGCGCUACUACCCCAACAUUUGUGCUUCUUGUCUGUAAACUGACUGUGUUUUUGAACUGUUUUAGGUCUGUUGAUGUAGCGAAGACUGACAUUGUUUGUUCAAUGUGACCGUUUCAUGUGUUCAAGUGAACUUGAGGGUGGGGUAUUUAUUUAUUUGAAUCAAGUGGCCUGUAAAAAGCAUUUAUCGCGGUUUGUUGUCAGCUACUUUGUGUGUGUUUUGGAGUGUAAGACAAAAGAAAUCAGGAGGUGUGUGUUCCCCACGAAAGAAUAUCCCCGUCACUGGAUAUCCAAACAUGAUAAGCUUCAGUUUGUCUUCCGAUCUGGUCCCAUCCUGAGAGCUGGUUAGCUGCCGGCGGCGACACCAGACUCUCGCCACUGACGACGACUGUACCUGUCUGAUUUUUUGAGAGAAGAUAAUCAGAAAAUGUUUUAUAUCGAAAUUUAAAGAGGCUUUAAUAAAUUAU
Molecule: messenger RNA, 7283 nt
Organism: Synchiropus splendidus (mandarinfish)
Lineage: Eukaryota; Metazoa; Chordata; Actinopteri; Syngnathiformes; Callionymidae
Gene: myo10l3
Product: myosin X, like 3
Exons: 41
Coding region: 243-6488 (2081 amino acids)
Biological process (GO): signal transduction
Cellular component (GO): cytoskeleton; myosin complex
Molecular function (GO): protein binding; ATP binding; cytoskeletal motor activity
Source: RefSeq, a predicted model, not a curated record